Radiomyces spectabilis is the source of this 966-nucleotide messenger RNA. RefSeq lists its product as uncharacterized. NCBI's taxonomy places the organism in Eukaryota, Fungi, Mucoromycota, Mucoromycetes, Mucorales, Radiomycetaceae. Bases 1 to 966 code for a protein of 321 amino acids. The record is from RefSeq and is a predicted model, not a curated record. The transcript has a single exon.
AUGAACACCGCUACACCGAUAGUGUCGCCGUUUUCUGGUUCCCAAACCAUAGCGGAACUACUAUCCCAGCCUAACUCUGUAACCGCCGACCUGGUCCAAGCCGUGACCGCGCUCCAACAAAUGGUCACAACCCUUGUGACCGAGAACGCAGCCCUGCAUCAACAAAUCCUCGAUUUGACUACUCAAGUCGCUAAGUUCCUCUCCGCUCCAGCGCUGCAACCUACCGCCCAUGUCCGACCCGAACCGAAUGAAAGCCCGCUGCCUACACAGGCUACUCCCCCAACUGGUGCCAAAGGUGCCAUGGAAUCCAACUGGGCGACUGUCACCUCGAAACACAAACCCAUUCGCCCCCUAACAUCACCUAGACGUAUUGCUGCCAAUGCCCGUGGAUUUACACCUGUUACCGGCCCACAAGGCUUUGAUCAUCUUUACCUUCAUCGUUCCUGCCGCAUGGAUCGUGCCGAAGUCUGCCGUCGACUUCGUCGUUUUGGUAUUGACUCCUCCCGCAUCUUGGAUGUCAGUUUCCCGGCCCGCAACAUUAUUGGCCUCCUCCUCCAUGUCCAGUAUAUACCCAUCGUUCGUGAUCUUUUGGAGAAAGCUACUGUUUCCCCUAUCGCUAACUUCGACCCCACUGAUCCUACCAACCUGGGCGAUCCCAAAUAUGCAUCUCACUCACUUGAACACCGUACUGCCUUAGCCCUCCAACUCCACAGAGAACGUUGUAUCCAAACGCUCAAAUAUCUCCGUCCCCAUAUUGCUGUCCCCAUUGCACAUGCUUUUUAUCAAUGUGGAUGGAUCCUUGCCUCCGAUCAUGCUACGUUCACCACAUCGGGACCCUAUGUGGAUCGUGAUAAGUUUCCCAGCGACACUGAGUCCUCUUCUCUGCAACCUGAAACCGAAAUGGAUCUUGAUGGUGCCUUCUCCUCUCGUCCUACUUCCCGCGCCUCCCACUACUCUAAUAAUUAA